AGUUGAGCCAAGAGCGACAAACGUGGAGCGGUUAUUUGCGUUAGCGACAGAGUUUUUAUAUUGUCUCGUGCUUUUUUUAUAUAUUGUCUCGUGCUUUUAUAAUUUCAUACGAUGCCUCAUAAAUGUGCUGUAGCCACAUGUCGUGGUAAUUAUAAAAACGGACCAAAAGUGGCUGUAUUCAAGUUUCCAAAUGAGACUGAACUCCGGAUGAAAUGGAUAAGGAGUCUACGAAGAAAAGAUGGCUUUCAACCUACUAAACAUACCAGAGUAUGUGAAUUACAUUUUCGAUCAGAUGAAAUAAUACGAGAAAUCGAAAUGUAUGAUGAGAAAUCAGCGAAGUUAAUUAAAGCCCCAAUUUCUAGGCCACGUUUGAAAAAAGGAUGCAUACCUUCUCAGUUCCCUGAUGGCCCAUCCUACAUGUCAUCAAAUUCUGUAUCGAGAAUGUCACCAGAAAAGAAGAAAGAAGAAAGAAAGCUCGUUUAG
Molecule: messenger RNA, 483 nt
Organism: Stegodyphus dumicola
Lineage: Eukaryota; Metazoa; Arthropoda; Arachnida; Araneae; Eresidae
Product: THAP domain-containing protein 2-like
Source: RefSeq, a predicted model, not a curated record